AUGGAACCAAAGUCGUCUGAAAUCACUAUUACACUCAAGAAUGGCGACAAGGUUAAAGUAAACGAUCAUGUGUACUGCAGUCCAAAUUGGAGCAUCCGUGAUGGAACACCCUACUCCGUGGCGCGGAUUAUGGAGUUUCUCCCUCCUGAGGACAAGUCUGCCUCCGUGGGGUCGUCGUCAUCCACAAAUAACAAUGGGCUCAAAGUACAAAAAGGAAAAGGCCGUGAGACUUAUACGCGCGUGCGUCUCGCGUGGUACUAUCGCCCUUCCGAUGUUUCCGACCGGAACGUGGCCGACUCAAGGCUUCUUCUUGCUGCAAUCUAUUCCGAGAUAUGCGAUCUCAGCCAGCUUCGUGCCAAGUGCUACGUAAUUCACCGAGACAAGCUUGCUAAUCUCGCGGACUGGAAACGCAAGCCCGACCGCUUUUAUUUCCACAGGCUAUUCGACCCGUACAUUAAAAAGGAGUUUGAGGUUCUCCUUUCAACAGAUAUCAGAAAUUUGCCACCUCAUAUCAGAGAUGUUCUCGUCUCUCGCUAUGAAUAUGUAGUAGCAGAGAAAGAAGUGGUUCCAGACCUGACAGACUCACUCCGUCUUUGUGAAACGUGCGGAGAGUGGUGCGCACAUUUGGACGCGGUUCAAUGCGCCGCUUGUAAAUGCCACUUCCAUAUGUCUUGUGUAAACCCUCCACUUGUUGCGAAACCUUCGCGUGGAUAUGGUUGGACAUGUGCACCAUGUUCACGUCGACACGAGGACCAGGUUGACUCUCGUGAAGCUCCUGGCCAGCAACGUGAGGGAACACCCAAGAAUGGCGCAAAUGGUACUUCAAAGAUAAAACGUGGACGUCCUCGCAAGGAACGCACAGGACUCAUCAAUGCGAACAGUGAGGAAGAGCUACAAGUCAAACACUAUAAGCUGUGGCCGUUUAGAUAUUUUGGGCUGUAUACUGUUGCGGAAGAUACGAUGGAUCCAGAUGACCUCAUCUUUCCCCGAGCAGCAACGCGUGUGGGACCGAAGUACCAGGUGACAGUGCCGUUGGCUCCUGGCGAGACAGCCCCACCUGCUACUGGUGCUUCCGGCUCGUCUACAUCUGUAGUGACUAGUGCGGGAGAGAUUGAGGAACGUGGAGGGGACUCGACUAUCGAGGUUUUAGGUCUUGUUAAUGAGUUUAGUUCAAAAGAGCUUGAGACAUUGGAAAGAGUGAUGCAGAGACAGGUUGUGCGAAAGGACCAGAUCCAUUCUGUAGACUGGUUGACAGAGAUAGUUCGCAAAACUAGUCAGGCGUACUCCAAUGGAAAGGCUGUUGACUCUAUUUCAAUGAAGACGCCGUUGCGUCUUGAGAAGUGGAAGAAACAGGAGACUCGUUACACAGACAGGGAAUGGAACGAUGAAGAAGUUGCUGCUUUUGAGGAUGGUAUUGCACAGUUCGGUGCGGAGCUACGCUCGGUCCGGGAAGAAGUAGGCACACGUUCUAUGCCGGAGGUGGUCCGCUUCUAUGGCAAAUGGAAGAACGCCCGACUUCGAGAGGAAAAUGCACGUUUGCGAGAGCCUGACGCGUACAAGAAAGCAAAAAUUCCUCGAUCCGGCGCUGCUUCUCCAGCGCAGCGUUCGAGUGUAUCCGAUGAUGACCAGUCCAUUGUCGACAUUCCACCCAGCGCUCAAGGAGGUGCACGAAACGCGAACUACUGUGCGGCAUGUCGCACUCGCGAAUCUCGCGUCUGGUGGAAGGCACCUAAGGGUCUUGCGACACCAAUCUUGUGCGAUAACUGUGGUGUGAACUGGCGAAAGUAUGCAGAUUUGAAUGCACGGCCAACUACACGCGAAGAAUCUGCGAUGAGUGCGAGUGUUAGCGCUCCAGUGAACGUCCUUCCUGGUGCGAAGACCCGGGGUGCGGAGAAGAGGGAGGGUACCCCGUUGAGUGCGCCAACGGCAAAGCGAACCAAGGUUACUGGCUCUUUGAGUACGAAAUCCACCCCACCACCAGGUGUCAAUGGCACAGCCGUAUCACACCGCUGCCUCUCAUGUUACCGCAAUGGAGCACUUGGUAAAGUACUCAAAUGCGGUGGAUGUGGUGUCACUUUGCAUGCCGGCGCAUGUGGAGCCGUCCUCGAGAUGGAUCAAGUUGACUCUUGGUUAUGCGAACUGUGCGAGAACGAGAAGUCUUUGGAAUAUUCACUGAAUACGGACUGCCUGCUCUGUCCGCGUGUGCCGAAGAAUGCAAAGUUAAAUGGGACGCCCCCGUGGGAGACCUAUUUGCGUGCGUGUAAGCCAACGGAAGGGCAAGGUUGGGUGCAUGUUUUGUGUUCCGUGUUUAUUCCCGAGGUGCAGUUCUCCGACGCGACGCGAUUGCGCAUGGUCGAGGGUAUUAGCACGAUUCCGAAGCAUCGAUGGACAACAAAAUGCUGUUUGUGCAAUAUGCCCGGUGGGGCCGUUGUGCGAUGCGGAAACUGCCCGAAAGAGUAUCAUGUUUCUUGUGCUUGGAAGUACGGACACAAGUUCGGCUUUGAAAUCCAACCGGUGAAGAGUUCCCGACGAGAUGUGACGAACAUGGUGACCUUCAGGCGAGAGACUGGCGCUAUGAACGCUGUCAUUUGUUGUAAGGACCACAGCAGUUACCGCCGAGACACGUAUGACAUCUGCGACACUAACGAUGUCGGCGAGACGGCCCUGCAAGUAUAUGCGCGGACGUACAAGCAAGCAAAUGUCGAUCAGACACAUAGUCUACUACGCAAAGCCCAGCGCCUCGACCAACUCCUCCAACUCCAUUCACACGACAACUCCUCAUCGUAUGUCUCUGACGAGCCGAUGUUCACUGAGAAUCCCGCGUGUAUCGAGUGCAAGACGGAGUGUUCGCCAUUCUUUCACCCGGCGCCGACGGAUCCAGGGAAGUGGUUGUGUCAUCGGUGUUUCUUCUCCACUGCUUCCAAUACGCAGCCGAUGCAGCAGCCGAAAGUCGAGACUCUUGAAACGAUGGAGAUCGUUAUGCUUGAGGCGUAA
Fomitiporia mediterranea MF3/22 is the source of this 2994-nucleotide messenger RNA. RefSeq lists its product as uncharacterized. Gene Ontology annotation, cellular component: Lid2 complex. The coding region runs from base 1 to 2994 and encodes 997 amino acids. Gene Ontology annotation, molecular function: chromatin binding; zinc ion binding; ubiquitin-protein transferase activity. The record is from RefSeq and is a predicted model, not a curated record. NCBI's taxonomy places the organism in Eukaryota, Fungi, Basidiomycota, Agaricomycetes, Hymenochaetales, Hymenochaetaceae. The transcript is spliced from 14 exons. Gene Ontology annotation, biological process: histone catabolic process.